UGAGGUUUUUGGACAUUUCACCUGCCUUUUCUCUGUCAGGUUUCAUGGAGUACACAUCAGUCCCCCUCCUGGCAGGACAGCCUUCUGCACGUAGCUUUCAUGCAGCUCUGGCUGUGUCGGACCAGAAGGUUCUGAUCAGUGGAGGCUGCAAUGCCAGAGGAGCCUUGCAUGAUGCCUUUGUCUUCCACCUAGAUACUCUUUCAUGGAGCACAGUGAUCCACCACGACCUCUGCUCUGUUCCCCGAGCUGGCCACACAUUGCUUGACCUGACUCCUGCCCACUUGAUGGAUAUGGACAAGGAGAACAAAGAGGAGCAGAAGCUGCACACAGUGUUGGUCUUUGGGGGCUCCAACUGUGCUGGUACCUUUUAUAACAGCACCCUCAAGAUCCAGCUGGACCUAGGAUAACUUCAGAUUAUUUUGAUUCUCAGAAUGAGCCUGAGCAGCAAGGCUCUUCACCAGGCUAGAUACAGAUAUGGAUGGCAAUAAAUGAGU
Camarhynchus parvulus is the source of this 494-nucleotide messenger RNA. RefSeq names its product acyl-CoA-binding domain-containing protein 6-like. NCBI's taxonomy places the organism in Eukaryota, Metazoa, Chordata, Aves, Passeriformes, Thraupidae. Bases 45 to 407 code for a protein of 120 amino acids. The transcript has 3 exons. The record is from RefSeq and is a predicted model, not a curated record. Gene Ontology annotation, molecular function: protein binding.